Molecule: messenger RNA, 2578 nt
Organism: Gigantopelta aegis
Lineage: Eukaryota; Metazoa; Mollusca; Gastropoda; Neomphalida; Peltospiridae
Product: NFX1-type zinc finger-containing protein 1-like
Exons: 3
Coding region: 213-1430 (405 amino acids)
Source: RefSeq, a predicted model, not a curated record
ACUGGUUCUCCCGGUGACGUUACUUGUCAUUCCAUUUAUAGCUUUUUGGGGAAUAGCGUUAGUUUCGGUUUGUAUUUCUGGCUUUAUAUUCUGUUUAGAUUUCCAGGGAAAAGAAAACCCAAACUUUAUACACCAGAGAGAGUAAUAUUUUGCUAGGGAUGUGUCCAUGAUAUCGGUAAAGAACAUGUGACGUUUGCUGGCCACACGAGACAAUGGCUGAAGGAGGAUUUGGGAGACGCCUGAAUAACUGUGAUGGAAAUCGACAAAAUCAUCCCGAUGACAGAAACGACUUUGAUCUUCCAGAUGAUGAUGACGUGGCUCGCCCUUUUCAUGGAGGAGUUCGUGGUGGUGAGAGACAUCGACCCCGGGGUGAUCGUGGGAGAGGACGUGGUGGAGGUCAUGAUGGAAGAGGUCGAGGUGGUAGAGGUCAAGGUGGAAUGCACGAGGAACGUCCUGAUGGCCAAAAUCGAGAUCAGGCUGAUGGUAGAGGUGGUGGCAGAGGAUUUCAGCGAGGCAGAGGCAUGGGACAAAGAAGUGGUCAGAUCAGGAGACUAAAUUACAAACAACUGGUGGACCUUAAAUCUAAGGAUGCAUCUGACAUAGUGAUGAAAUUAUCUUCAGAACAAGCUGCUUUUGCUGAUUUAUUACAGAGUGACAUGUCUCCUUCCACGAUGAAAGUCAUGUUACAUCUGUUGGCAACAGCAUGUAGCACAAAUUCUGCGAAGAUGCACCUCUUUGAGAUCAUAACAGUAGUUGAAAAGUCAAUAUUUUUAAAGGAAACUGUAACCGCAGCUUUAACAGCUCUUACUGCCAAAUCUGAUCCUGAGGAUGCUAGAGGAGACCGAGAAUUCUUAAAAAAUCUACUGACUCUACUUCAAUACUUAUCCACUUCUUUUCCACACUCAGUAGUCACAAUCUCAGGACUUCAAGAUGUCCUCAAACUAACUAUAGUAGAAUUGAAGGACACAGUCAAUAACGAUGUUGUUGAUGAAGAAAUACUCGAAAUGAUGACUGAUCUUGACGAUCUGAAGGGAAAGAUGUUUACAAAAAUACAGGCCAACAUAGAGGAAAAGAGAAUGACUGUACAGCCAGGAGCAAAGCCUCCGGAUAAUUUCCGUGUCUUGUCUGUAUUUCCAACAGAGCAGGAUAUUUACCCUGAUAAAGAUGGCCCAUACCUUAGAAAAAAUAGAGCAAUGGGGAGAUAUACAGAUCUGAAUGAGUAUUUGGAUAUUCAGUUCAGACUACUGAGGGAGGACUUCAUUUGUCCACUGCGAGAAGGCAUUGAUGACUACCUGCAGCCUAAAGAAGUGCAUGGGAGACGGAGGAUCAAAGACAUCAGGGUCUACAAUGAUGUCAGAAUGCUGAGGACUGUGUGUGCAUGGCGUGGGCUGCUGCACAGACUGGAGUUUGACGUCAGCAAGCUGAAGUGAGUUAGGUGGGAAAACACCAAGCGUCUCAUCUACGGAUCUUUAGUGUGCCUUUCUCACGACACCUUCCACACAUACCGCUUUGCAACAGUCUCAGAACGUGAUCCCAAGAUGCUGGGGCAGGGUUUGGUCGAUGUCUUCUUUGAAGAUGGUUUGAAUUGGGAAGCAGAUCUGUUAGAAGACACUAGAUUCGUUAUGGUGGAGACGACUGCUUACUUUGAAGCUUACCGUCAUGUCCUCAAGGGCCUCCAGGAAAUAGAGGAAGGACAAUUUCCUUUUGAGAAGUACAUCAUUGCAUGUGAGAAUGAGGUGUCACCACCGAAAUAUCUCCGAAAUAGGCGAACUGUGCAGUUUGAUCUUCGACCUCUUGUAGACGAAAAUAUCGUAAUCCGGGAGGAUGAGGCUCUGAGAAGGCAACGGAGGAUUGUGAAUUAUCAAUUCAGUGCAGAGUCGCGAUGUGCUGAAAGUGUGGAAAUUCUCAAUCUUAGGAGCUGGCCAAGGCCAGACCAGCUGCACCUCGAUCAGUCUCAGUACGAAGCGCUACAGACGGCGUUAACAAAGGAAUUUGUCGUGACACAAGGCCCCCCAGGAACUGGAAAGACGUACGUUGGGCUAAAAAUAGUGAAAGCUUUACUUCACAAUGCUAGCAUAUGGAAUUCUGGACAUCAGUCCCCGAUGUUGAUUGUUUGCUACACAAAUCAUGCACUUGACCAGUUUCUGGAAGGCAUUGAUUCAUUUUUCAAAGGAAAUAUAAUCAGAGUUGGGGGUCGUGCCGGUGAGGAUAUGGCAAAGCACUCGCUAAAGGUGAAGAAACAAGCGCUUAGAAAAUUACAGGAUAUGAGACAAAUUGCUGGAGUUCGCUUUAAUUGCACUAAAAGCAUGAUGGAGGUAAAGUUGGAGAUAGAACGCAGUGGGGCUCAGAUGGAAGCAUCAGAGAGGGAAAUUCUUCAUGAGGACAUGCUGCGACCUUUUAUGGACAACUGUUACGACCAGAUGACGUGUGUCGAGUUGCCACAGCAGCAAGAAAUACCAUCCAUGAUGGUCGAGUGGCUUGGUUUGGAACAGAUGCUUGGAGAGACUCAGGUGGCAGUACAACAGGGUCGGGAAGAUGAUAAUCUGCAUGAUAAACAAGAAGAUGAAAUUGCUGUUGA